UACACACAUUGGAAAACGCAAAAAACCCUUAAUCAUCCACCAAUGCCUCUCGCUAUAUAAACCCUUCAGUACCAACCCAAAUUUCACACACCUCUAAAGUCUUCUUAACUACUACAAAAGGAGUACGUACCACUAGCUACAUUUCUAGCAAUUCCACAAUGAAGAGCAUUUUCUUCUCAAUGGUUUUACUCCUCUCUCUUUUGUUCUUGCUUGCUAAUGUCAAUGAGGCUGCCGUGCCAUGCAAUGCAGUGGAGGCCAAGGCUGCUGCCUGUGUUGGGUUUGCGAUGGGGAGGGACUCGAAUCUGGCCCCUGCUUGUUGCAGCGGGCUCCAACAGCUCGCUGCGACUGUCAAAACUCUGGAGGAUAAGAAGGCGAUUUGUCGAUGCUUGAAGGGCGCUGUUAAGGCUUUUCCGAGCGUGAAAGACUCCUUGUUGAACAAAAUUCCUACUGCCUGCCAUAUCAAUGUUGGCUUUCCAGUCUCACUGAGCAUCAACUGUGAAACGAUUCACUAAGCACAGUGGAGCUGGCUAGCCAUUAGCCAAGUAGUUUUUUUUUAAUGUUAGAAGAGGUGAAUAAGACAUUGAGGCAGUGUAUGUGGUACUUGUUGGAACCUGGUUUUUGCCUUUCUAAUGCUAAUAAUCAUGUAAUCUCAUGUUGGGUUUAGUGGAUGAUCAGCCAUUGAGACUUUCUUUGAUUUCUUUCUUCCAACAU
Messenger RNA from Tripterygium wilfordii, 711 nucleotides. RefSeq names its product non-specific lipid-transfer protein C, cotyledon-specific isoform-like. The record is from RefSeq and is a predicted model, not a curated record. Gene Ontology annotation, cellular component: membrane. NCBI's taxonomy places the organism in Eukaryota, Viridiplantae, Streptophyta, Magnoliopsida, Celastrales, Celastraceae. Gene Ontology annotation, molecular function: lipid binding. The coding region runs from base 159 to 512 and encodes 117 amino acids. Gene Ontology annotation, biological process: lipid transport. The transcript is spliced from 2 exons.